Molecule: messenger RNA, 2070 nt
Organism: Eucalyptus grandis
Lineage: Eukaryota; Viridiplantae; Streptophyta; Magnoliopsida; Myrtales; Myrtaceae
Product: disease resistance protein RPV1-like
Exons: 5
Coding region: 1-2052 (683 amino acids)
Biological process (GO): defense response; signal transduction
Molecular function (GO): ADP binding
Source: RefSeq, a predicted model, not a curated record
AUGGUUGAUGCUGGAAUUUGGGCAUAUAAGGAUGAUGAAGAGCUCCGUACUGGGGAAGAGAUCGGCGACCAGCUUCUCCAAGCAAUUCGGCAGUCAAAGAUCUCAAUACCAAUCUUUUCUACAGGAUAUGCUGAUAGUCCAUGGUGCCUUAGAGAGUUGGUCAAGAUGGUGGAGAGCAAGAACACAAGGGGACAAAAGAUCAUGCCCAUUUUCUACAAUGUCGCACCAUCUGAGGUCAAAUACCAGAAUGAGCACUACGGCAACACCAUUGUUUCUCAUUUAAACAAGAAGCAGUUCAAUGAUGAGACUAUCAACCACUGGAAGGCUGCUCUUAAAGAGGUUGGAGACCUAAAGGGAUGGGAUUUCCACAGCAUGCUAAACAGAGGCAAAGGUGAAUUCGUGAAAGAAGUUGUCAAGGAAGUUCUGACUGAGUUGAGAACUGCCAAUGUGGAAGUAUCCGAUUGCUUUGUCAAAGUAGACAAUGAUGUGGAUGAAAUCAUAAGGAUGAUAGGUUCACAGAACAACGAAACAAAGAUUGUUGGAAUUCACGGUAGUGGUGGCGUGGGAAAGACGACUCUUGCCAUAUUUGUGUACAAUCAACUUUCUGAAUAUUUUGUUGACAAUUGUUGCAUCCUUUAUGACAUGCGAACACAAAACAUUACAGACUUGCAGAAACAGCUCAUUUCAAAAAUCCUUAAAAGGAAAUCGUUUGAUAUCAACAAUGUCAUGGAAGGGAAAGAGGUGAUCAAGAGAAGGUUAUGCUCUAAAAGAGUGCUUCUUCUACUUGAUGAUGUUAAUGAUGCAAGUCAACUUGAUGCGCUCAUGCAGAAGCGUGAGUGGUUUGGUAAGGGAAGCAAGAUUAUUAUUACCACUCAAGACUGGGGAAUUCUCAAAGUGCCUACACUUGUUGAUGGGGCUUAUGAACUUAAAGGCAUGAAUUUUAAUCAUUCUUUGGAACUUUUUAGCAAGCAUGCCUUCAGAAGAGAUUAUCCCAUACAACAAUACAUCUCUCACUCUAAUAGAGCAGUAAAGAUUUGUGGCGGCCUCCCUUUAGCUCUAGAGGUCAUUGGUUCUCUUUUAUUUGGAAAAAGCAUAGAGGAGUGGGAUGCCAUAUUAAAGGAGCUAGAAAAAUUUCCUCAGGAGGAUGUUGAAAAGAAGUUGAUAAUCAGCAUUGAGGCAUUAAAUGAAAGACAAAAAAAUAUAUUUUUGGAUGUGGCUUGUUUCUUCAUUGGGUGUGAUAAAAGAAUUGUGAUCCACAUGUGGGAAAGCUGUGACUUGUGUCCUCAUCAAUCUCGUUCAAUCCUCCAGCAAAGAUCUUUGAUAAAGAUUAGAUAUGAUAACCAAUUAUGGAUGCAUGAUUGGUUAAAAGAUAUUGGAAUAAAUUUUAUACGAAGAGAGAGUGACAUGAAACCGGAGAAGCAACAAUGGGUGUGGACUUAUGAGCAAGCAUUGGAUGUUCUGGUGAAAACACAGAAUGGAGGUGGUUUUCAUGGAAAUGAAAGCAUUAAAGCAAUAUGUCUUGAGUUCGAUGAACAAUCUCGAUAUUACUUCAUCAAAGAAUUCUUAGCUAGCCUUUCAAAUCUAAGGUUCCUUCGAGUAGACAAAAAGUCCAUAUCUCAAGUGGAUAGUAAAGACUUCAAUGGAGACUCAAUGUCCAUCCUUACUCAAGCUGAUCCUUUCCAAUAUGACCAAAAUUCAAAUUUUCUUCAAACCCCAUAUGGCCGAUUUAAUCUCCUUUCAGAAUUGAGAUGGCUUUCAUGGAAUUACUUUCCUAUGGAUAUGAAUUAUGAGCUAACUAGUUUCUCCUUCGGGAAGCUAGUAAUCCUUGAUUUAUCAAGGAGUAAAAUCACAGAAGAAUGGGAUGGAUGGAGCCGCAUAAAGCAGGCUAGGAAUUUGAAGGUCCUAAAUCUAACUGGAUGCCAAGAAUUGCGUGAAACUCCAGACUUGUCUUUUAAUGUGAAUUUAGUACAGUUGAUUCUCGAAGGAUGUAGGAGUUUGGUUCGAAUCCAUCCAUCCAUUAGUCACCUUAAGAGCAAUUCAGGAGUUGCCUGAUUCAAUUGGAAACAUGAA